GAUUAUUUUGACAGCUAACCUCACAAUUCUAACAAAAAUAGCUACAGUUUACAAAUAAUCCAUUUCUUUCGUAUUUAUUCUUGUAAAUGAGUAAUACGAAUCAAACAAAAGAAACGAUGGAGGUGGAAUCCAUGGACACAUCAACUUCGGCCGCUGCAGAUCCUAAACAAUCCAUGGAUACCAGCGAAACUGGAAAAAAUGUUAUGGCUGUAGGAGCCACGGGAUCCGUAACUUGCUCUUUACAUCCUCUAGUUAUAAUGAACGUAUCGGAACAUUGGACAAGAACUAGGGCUCAAUCUGAUGGCCAAGCUCCAGCAGUAUUUGGAGCACUUAUUGGUAAACAAAAAGGCAGGAACAUCGAAAUUAUGAACUCUUUUGAGCUGGUAUUUAGCAUUAUUGGUGAAGAUGUCGUGAUUGAUCGAGACUACUACAACAUGAAAGAAGAACAGUUUAAGCAAGUAUUUAGUGACAUGGACUUCAUAGGCUGGUACACAACCGGUGAUGCACCGAAUAAUUCUGAUAUAAAAGUCCACAAGCAAAUAUGUGAAAUAAAUGAGUCUCCUAUAUUGCUUAAACUCAAUCCAUACGACAAAAAUAUAGAUCAUUUGCCUGUAUCUCUGUAUGAAUCUGUGAUAGAUUUAGUGAACGGCGAAGCCACAGUUUUAUUUGUUACGCUCACCUACACUUUGGCAACCGAAGAAGCUGAAAGAAUUGGUGUUGAUCAUGUAGCAAGGAUGUCCUCAACUGAUUCUGGUGAAAGUUCACUGGUUGCUGAGCAUUUAACCGCCCAGCAUAGUGCAAUAAAAAUGUUACAUUCUAGAGUACGUUUAGUGUUAGAGUACAUGAAAGCAGUACAGAAUGGGGACUUACCAAGAAAUAAUGAAAUACUCAGAGAAGCUUAUUCAUUGUGUCAUAGAUUGCCUGUGGUGCAAGGACCGAGAUUUAGACAAGACUUCUAUAAUCAAUGUAACGAUGUGGGACUGAUGACGUAUUUGGGAGCCCUAACAAAGAGUUGCAACGAUUUGAACCAGUUUGUUAAUAAAUUUAACGUGCUCUACGAAAGGCAAGGUUUAGGUAGAAGAAUGAGAGGUAUUUUCUUUUAGAUUGUAGUGUUUUUUUCCUGAAAUAAUUUAUGUAUUGAUAUAUUUUUCGUCCUGUAAUUACUGCUAUGAUUUCACAAAAAAAAUGUAUAAAAAAUAAACCAUUUUUAUUUGGAA
Molecule: messenger RNA, 1217 nt
Organism: Sitophilus oryzae (rice weevil)
Lineage: Eukaryota; Metazoa; Arthropoda; Insecta; Coleoptera; Curculionidae
Gene: CSN6
Product: COP9 signalosome complex subunit 6
Exons: 6
Coding region: 87-1103 (338 amino acids)
Biological process (GO): protein deneddylation
Cellular component (GO): COP9 signalosome
Molecular function (GO): protein binding; metallopeptidase activity
Source: RefSeq, a predicted model, not a curated record